Verruconis gallopava is the source of this 2227-nucleotide messenger RNA. RefSeq lists its product as uncharacterized. Bases 328 to 1866 code for a protein of 512 amino acids. Lineage: Eukaryota; Fungi; Ascomycota; Dothideomycetes; Venturiales; Sympoventuriaceae. The record is from RefSeq and is a predicted model, not a curated record. Gene Ontology annotation, biological process: transmembrane transport. The transcript is spliced from 4 exons. Gene Ontology annotation, molecular function: transmembrane transporter activity. Gene Ontology annotation, cellular component: membrane.
GAAAAUUGAGCGAACAGCUUCCCCAUCGCAUAUGCAUGAUGCUUCCCAAGUUUUUUCUGGGGUAAAAUUGAUUGCUCGGGGCCGCUUUCCGUGCACUAUACACCUUUUGGCCUGCCAGCCUCCAACGGUCCACACCACGGUGUCAACUGUUCGCGUAAUUCACUCGCACGUCCAACUCGGUUAGGGUGCCGAAGACUCAUCUCAAGGUUGUCAGCUUCCUCAUACAAUGUAUAGCAUAACGAAGUCUAUAAUAGUUUCCUUGUUCAUCUUCAUUUCCUUCGAACCAAAUCUUCAGGACACCAUCAAAUCUUCAUUUACUCGUGCAAUAUGACGGCUCAUACUGCAGACUCUAGUUCUGUGGAAAUCCGAAUGGAUAGCAGACACAUGAAGGCACCCAUUGCCAUAGAGCUCAAGGAUAAUACUCCGACAGGGUUUGUUGGGAAGACGCCUGAGGAGAAGGCUCGAAACCGGGCCCUAAAUUUGAAGCUGGAUAUCUUCCUCCUUCCCAUGCUAGCUCUCCUAUAUCUUUUCAAUGGCUUGGACCGUGGUAAUGUAGGAAAUGCUCAAACUCAAGGAUUUACAAAGGAUAUUGGCGCCAAGUCUAGCGACUUGAACCUUGCUACUUCGCUCUUCUUCAUUACCUUCAUUCUCUUCCAACCACCGUCUGCUGCCAUCGGUAGAUGGCUUGGAGCCAAGUAUUGGAUUCCAUUCCUUAUGUUCUGUUGGGGAAUAAUUACCGUCUGUCAAGCUUGGAUCAAGGGACGCGGCGCUCUCAUUGGAACCCGUCUGCUCAUUGGUGUCUUCGAGGCUGGCUUUUACCCAACAGCAGUAGCGUACCUUUCGUUCUUCUACACUCGCUAUGACCUCGCUGUUCGAAUUGGUCUCUUCUACGGUCAAUAUGCGGUGGCUGGUGCAUUCUCUGGCGCCAUCGCAUACGGUGUUUUCCAGAUCAAGAACGCUCCUCUCCACACUUGGCAGUAUCUGUUCAUCAUCGAAGGAUCCAUAACUGCCUUCUUCGCCAUUAUUGCCGUCUUCUGGUUGCCAAUUGGCCCUGGUUCUGCAUGGUUCUUGAACAAAGAAGAAAGAGCCUAUGCUGCAGAGCGAAUCAGAAUCGACAAUGAGAUGUAUGUCAAGCACACGUACAAGGAGAGUGGCAUCGAGGGCGAUCGUUUGACGAGGCGGGACGUGAUUGAGACUGCCAAAGACUGGAAACUCUGGUUUGUCUUGUUCUUCAAUAUUUGCGCGAGUGUACCAAGUCAAGCUUUCUCUGUCUUCCUGCCACUUGUCGUUGAAGGACUAGGCUUCCAGUCUAUCCGCGCAAAUCUGAUGUCCGUUCCUCCUUAUAUUUGCGGCGCUGUUGGACUCUACCUUUUCGCCUUCAGCUCUGACAGACGGAAUGAGCGUGGCUACCACAUCUUUGCUGGCUUGCUCAUCUGUCUCGUCGGCCUCAUCGUCACGGUGACAGUUAGCUCAAGUGGCGGAAAGUAUGCAGGUCUCUGCAUCCUUACGUUCGGCAGCUACGUCUCCGCGCCGCUAACUGUUGCUUGGCUCAGCGGAAAUACUCCGGAGCCUGGCAUGCGCGCUCUUGUCCUCGGUGUCAAUGGGUUUGGCAACUUUGCUGGUGUUAUCGGUUCACAACUUUACCAAUCAAAGUAUGCUCCGGGUUACCGACUCCCCUUCUAUGCUACUCUUGGAUUCGUUGCCGCCGCACUUCUCGGAUACUUAUCGUACCGAUUCACCUUAGCAGCCGUAAACCGGAAUAGACGCGAGAAGCUGGCGCACAUGACUAAUGAGGAGAUUGCAUACGAACGAGUCAAUGAUACUCGAUACUCGGACAAGAAGCUUACUUUCGUUUACGGGUUGUAAAUUUAGCCUGAAUAUGUCCUAAAUCUGGUACCCGUCAAUUUUCAAUCUGCUGUUGAAAGCCGUUUUGGUUUCUUAAGGCUGCUAUGAGAGUAUUGAACCAAUGCCAAUCUGGACAUACUGUUACGAGCUGGAGAAAGCAAGUUAGCUAAUGAUCUACAAGUUGUAUAUACAGUUUCAAUGCAGAUCAGUCAAUAUCCCAGUUUAAGAGAGUUCUGCUGAUAAGGGAUGUGUUUAGUCUAGAAGCGUAUUUAUCGGGGUACACAUGUUACGUCACCUAGCAAUGCUAGCUUAUUGGGUCUAGUGUAGCCUAAUUUUGUGAGCAAUCCUCAUCUGCAUAAGGUGACAUUGCGUAAAAGACCAG